AUGUCGAGUCCCGCCAAACCUGGCCAACCGCGCUGGAACGCUUAUCGGAAGCCUAAUUACCACCUCGACCGGUGCGCUCGCUUGAUAGUCAAUGGAGGUACUACUGGUCUUCCGAAACGCUCCAUGUUCACAUCGCCAAAUGUACCGGACUAUAAAAACCCACCAGAUCAUGCAGUUAUAACUCUCAAGAAACUGUCUGAACUCAUAAAUACCUGGCUGUAG
Messenger RNA from Puccinia triticina, 222 nucleotides. RefSeq lists its product as uncharacterized. The record is from RefSeq and is a predicted model, not a curated record. Bases 1 to 222 code for a protein of 73 amino acids. Lineage: Eukaryota; Fungi; Basidiomycota; Pucciniomycetes; Pucciniales; Pucciniaceae. The transcript has 3 exons.